Messenger RNA from Cygnus atratus (black swan), 537 nucleotides. RefSeq names its product UBA like domain containing 2 (gene UBALD2). Lineage: Eukaryota; Metazoa; Chordata; Aves; Anseriformes; Anatidae. The record is from RefSeq and is a predicted model, not a curated record.
AUGUCGGUGAACAUGGAGAAGGAGAUGCCUUGGCACAAGGUGAUGAUCAAACCAGUUCGUGCGGGGCGGCCCCGGUCUGUCGCCGCGGACCAGGCCAAGCAGCUUGCUGCAGCGGCGGGUCGCACUGGCAAGUUCGAGACCGCCCUGAGCGCCUUCUUACAGGAGCCCCACAUUCCCAACAGCCACCACCACCACCAGGAUGGUAAGAUGUGCACCCCGAGCAACACGCCGGCCACUCCGCCCAACUUCCCGGACGCUCUGGCCAUGUUCUCCAAGCUGCGGACGUCGGAAAACCUGCAGAGCAGCAACAGCCCCAUCCCCUCCAUGGCCUGCUCCCCCCCGGGCAGCUUCAGCCCCUUCUGGGCCUCGUCGCCCCCCAGCCAGCAGCCCGCCUGGCUGCCCCCCUCGUCGCCCACCGCCCACGGGCUCCACCACCACCACCACCACCUGCACCCCCCGCAGCCCGCCUGGCCCCCCGCCCCGCCGCCCGCCGCCCCCCCACACAAAGCCGUGGCCACCAUGGACGGGCAGAGAUAA